AGAUGGAAUAGACGAUGGAGAAUAUGAAGUAGCAGGCAGCGAGAGUCAUGUGGAGUACAGCAAUCUGGAGGAGAUUCAUCCUUCCCGAGAGAGGGUUGUGCUUUCGUCGGGAUUUCAGCUCCACGAUAUACGUCAGCAGACUAUCAUAUUACACAAGCGAUGAGGAUUUCGAAAACAUGUUCUCGCGGUUUGGCCGUGUGGAGGAAGCUAGGCUUAUCAGGGACGCAAGAACUAAUAGACCUAAAGGCUUUGGCUUUGUGACUUAUGCAUCUGAUGCUGAAGCAGAGAAGGCAAUAAAAUCUAUGGAUGGAAGGAUAUAUGGUGGGAGGCUGAUAUUUGUGGAAUAUGCCAAGUCUGGGUCACAGGAGGACAAAACAUAAUUUUCUCCAGUGGUUUCCAGUUGCUUACAGAGGAUGUUCAUACAAAGAUGGAGAUCAGAUCCCAUCAAUGGGCAUUCUUGUAAAUUCAGAACAUGUCAGAUCCCCAUGUUCUUCUAUAUGUUCGAGCCCCUCUGGCCUCUCCCUGUUGCAUCAUUACCACAAUAAAGCCGCUUUGAUUUCUCUGCUCCCCUGUUCCCUUCCCUUCUCUUCCUUCUCCUCUGCCUCAUCGAUCCACUCUCCCUGCGCUCAUCUGUGUCCGGAGAGGAUGUCUUGUAGGCCUAGUCGUCACCAGAGGAGGGCGUCACAGAGUGUCUUUGUUCUGCCAGAGAGCUUCUCCAUCUCUGAAGCUCCUCCAAUGGAGGUUGGCGAGAAGAAGACUGCGGUGGAAUCGUCUCAGCCAUCGUCUGAACCUGCAGCCCCUUCGCCUCCCCCACCAGCGUUGCCUGGCCAGGAGUUCAAGGAAGCUGUUGCCGAGAAGUAUCGAGACUAAAUCAUGCCCUGCAAGCUCUCCUUGCAACCUUAGAAAUUUCCAUCGAAGUCGGUCAAUUUAAUUUCAUCAGCACUAGUUUCAGUGUUCUUAUGGAACCUCUCAUCCUACUGGUUGAUGGGAUGCAGAAUAAAUGAACCAUUUAUUACUUUGAUGUAUCAAAGUUUCGUAGAAUUCCCUCUGGAUCUGGCAACUUUUA
Musa acuminata subsp. malaccensis (wild Malaysian banana) is the source of this 1066-nucleotide messenger RNA. The record is from RefSeq and is a predicted model, not a curated record. NCBI's taxonomy places the organism in Eukaryota, Viridiplantae, Streptophyta, Magnoliopsida, Zingiberales, Musaceae.